Molecule: messenger RNA, 5292 nt
Organism: Cariama cristata (Red-legged seriema)
Lineage: Eukaryota; Metazoa; Chordata; Aves; Cariamiformes; Cariamidae
Product: protein unc-80 homolog
Exons: 37
Coding region: 1-5292 (1763 amino acids)
Biological process (GO): monoatomic cation homeostasis
Cellular component (GO): axon; cation channel complex
Molecular function (GO): monoatomic cation channel activity
Source: RefSeq, a predicted model, not a curated record
AUGACUGAUGGCAUCCUGGCUUGUAUCAGAAAUAGUGUAGCCAGCAGGACCAAGAAAAUGAUAGUCCCCCUGUACUCGGCACUGUGCUCAGACAAGUCAUGCUUGAGAACUCCUUCUCUAAAAAAGAGGGUGAUCGAUAUCAACUUGGAAGGGAAGAAGGACUCUGGAAUGCUAAAAUACAUCAGACACCAGGUAAUGAGCCUCUCCCCUGCACCCUUGUCACUGCUAAUCAAGGCAGCUCCUAUCCUCACAGAAGAGAUGUACGGGGACAUCCAGCCAGCAGCGUGGGAGCUCCUGCUCAGUGUGGAUGAGCAUAUGGCUGGAGCAGCAGCUGCCAUGUUCCUGCUGUGUGCCGUGAAAGUGCCAGAGGCUGUUUCUGACAUGCUGAUGUCCGAAUUUCAUCACCCAGAGACGGUGCAAAGACUGAACGCCAUUCUCAAAUUUCACACGCUCUGGAGGUUUAGGUAUCAAGUCUGGCCAAGGAUGGAAGAGGGAGCACAGCAGAUCUUUAAGAUCCCUCCUCCAAGUAUAAACUUCACUCUGCCUUCUCCCGUCCUGGGGAUGCCAUCUGUGCCAAUGUUUGAUCCCCCCUGGGUCCCUCAGUGCAGCGGGAGUGUGCAAGAUCCUAUAAAUGAAGAUCAGUCGAAGUCAUUUUCAGCCAGAGCUGUUUCACGUUCCCAUCAGCGAGCAGAGCACAUCCUGAAGAACCUGCAGCAGGAAGAAGAGAAGAAACGCCUGGGCCGGGAAGCCAGUCUCAUCACUGCCAUCCCCAUCACUCAGGAGGCCUGCUACGAGCCAACCUGCACACCAAGCUCAGAGCAGGAAGAAGAAGUAGAAGAAGUUGCCAACCUGGCCUCCCGCCGUCUCUCUGUGAGUCCUUCCUGCACCUCCAGUACAUCUCAUAGGAACUAUUCUUUCCGCCGCGGCUCUGUCUGGUCAGUGCGGUCAGCAGUCAGUGCAGAAGAUGAAGAACACACUACAGAGCAUACUCCAAACCAUCAUGUGCCACAACCACCCCAAGCUGUGUUUCCAGCAUGCAUCUGUGCAGCAGUGCUCCCCAUUGUCCAUUUGAUGGAAGAUGGAGAAGUCCGGGAGGAUGGAGUGGCAGUAAGCGCUGUUGCUCAGCAGGUCCUGUGGAACUGCUUAAUUGAAGACCCCUCUACAGUUCUGCGCCAUUUCCUUGAGAAGCUCACUAUCAGCAACAGACAGGAUGAGCUGAUGUAUAUGUUAAGGAAGCUUUUGUUGAACAUUGGAGACUUCCCUGCCCAGACAUCUCAUAUCCUCUUUAACUACUUGGUGGGACUAAUCAUGUAUUUUGUACGCACUCCGUGUGAGUGGGGCAUGGAUGCCAUUUCUGCCACACUUACCUUCCUUUGGGAAGUGGUGGGUUACGUAGAAGGACUCUUCUUCAAGGAUCUCAAACAGACUAUGAAGAAGGAACAAUGUGAAGUGAAGCUGCUGGUGACUGCCUCAAUGCCAGGCACAAAAACCCUUGUCGUGCAUGGACAGAAUGAGUGUGACAUCCCAACUCAGUUACCAGUCCAUGAGGACACACAGUUUGAGGCUCUUCUGAAGGAGUGUCUGGAGUUUUUUAAUAUACCUGAAACACAGUCUUCUCAUUACUUUUUAAUGGAUAAGCGAUGGAAUCUUAUUCAUUACAACAAGACCUACGUCCGUGACAUUUAUCCUUUCCGGAGGUCAGUUUCUCCCCAGCUCAACCUGGUGCAGAUGCAUCCAGAAAAGGGUCAAGAGCUCAUUCAGAAGCAGGUGUUCACUCGCAAGCUAGAAGAGGUGGGGCGAGUGUUGUUCCUGAUAUCACUGACACAGAAAAUCCCUACUGCCCACAAGCAGUCCCAUGUAUCUAUGCUCCAGGAGGACCUCCUCCGCUUGCCUUCAUUUCCCCGAAGUGCCAUUGAUGCUGAGUUCUCACUAUUCAGUGACCCCCAAGCUGGGAAAGAGCUCUUUGGUCUGGACACUCUUCAGAAAAGCUUGUGGAUUAAGCUGCUGGAGGAGAUGUUCCUUGGCAUGCCCAGCGAGUUCCCCUGGGGGGACGAGAUCAUGCUGUUCUUGAAUGUCUUCAAUGGUGCCCUGAUCCUGCACCCUGAGGACAGUGCCUUGUUGAGGCAGUACGCUGCCACAGUCAUCAACACAGCUGUGCACUUUAACCACCUCUUCUCCCUCAGUGGGUACCAGUGGGUCCUCCCCAGCAUGCUGCAGGUAUACGCUGACUAUGAGAGCAACCCACAGUUACGCCAAGCGAUUGAGUUUGCGUGCCGCCAGUUUUACGUUCUGCAUCGCAAGCCCUUUAUUCUGCAGCUGUUUGCAAGUGUGGCCCCUCUCCUGGAGUUCCCUGAUGCUACAAACAAUGGAACCAGUAAAGGAGUGUCAGCUCAGUGCCUGUUUGACCUGCUGCAGUCUUUAGAGGGAGAUACGCCAGACAAUUUGGACAUCUUAGAGCUGGUGAAAGCAGAAAAGCCUCUCAAGUCAUUAGACUUCUGCUAUGGGAAUGAAGACUUGACCUUUUCGAUCAGUGAAGCCAUCAAGCUGUGUGUGACAGUGGUGGCCUAUGCUCCUGAAUCAUUCAGAAGCCUCCAGAUGCUGAUGGUCUUGGAAGCACUGGUUCCCUGUUACUUGCAGAAACUAAAGCGACAAACUUCUCAAGUAGAGACCGUGACAGCAGCUCGUGAGGAGAUUGCCGCUAUGGCUGCCCUUGCCACCUCUUUGCAGGCCCUCUUGUACAGUGUAGAAGUUCUCACCAGGCCUAUGACAGCCCCACAGAUGAGUCGAUGUGACCAAGGCCAUAAAGGGACGACAACAGCAAACCACACCAUGUCAGCAGGUGUGAACACCAGGUACCCAGAACAGGGAGCGAAAUUACACUUUAUCAGGGAGAACCUUCAUUUACUGGAGGAGGGCCAGGGUCUUCCCCGAGAGGAGCUGGAUGAACGAAUUGCCAGGGAGGAGUUCAGGAGACCGCGGGAGUCAUUGCUGAAUAUCUGCACAGAGUUUUACAAGCACUGUGGUCCAAGGCUGAAGAUUUUGCAGAAUCUGGCUGGUGAGCCCCGAGUGACUUCUCUGGAGCUGCUGGAUGUGAAGUCCCACAUGAGAUUGGCAGAAAUCGCACAUUCCCUGCUGAAACUGGCACCUUAUGACACGCAGACGAUGGAAAGCCGAGGUCUCCGGCGCUAUGUCAUGGAGAUGCUGCCCAUCACUGACUGGACAGCUGAGGCGGUGAGACCUGCCCUUAUCCUCAUCUUAAAGAGAUUGGAUCGUAUGUUCAAUAAAAUUCACAAGAUGCCUACUUUGAGGCGCCAGGUUGAGUGGGAGCCUGCCAGCAAUUUGAUUGAAGGGGUUUGUUUGACACUUCAGAGGCAGCCAAUCAUAUCCUUCCUGCCUCACCUUAGGUCUCUGAUCAAUGUGUGUGUCAAUCUGGUGAUGGGAGUGGUAGGACCCUCCAGUGUGGCUGACGGAUUACCCCUUCUUCAUCUCAGCCCUUAUCUCUCGCCACCUCUGCCCUUCAGCACAGCUGUUGUCCGGCUUGUAGCAUUGCAGAUACAGGCUUUGAAAGAAGAUUUCCCCCUAAGCCAUGUCGUCUCCCCAUUCACCAAUCAGGAAAGAAGGGAAGGAAUGCUUUUAAACCUACUGAUUCCAUUUGUGCUCACAGUAGGAUCUGGAAGCAAAGACAGCCCCUGGCUGGAGCAGCCUGAGGUCCUGCUGCUGCUCCAGACUGUUAUCAAUAUCCUCCUGCCACCUCGCAUCAUCAGCACUUCCCGCAGCAAGAAUUUUAUGCUGGAGAGCUCCCCUGCCCAUUGCUCCACCCCAGGGGAUGCGGGGAAGGACCUGCGGCGGGAAGGGCUCGCAGAGUCCACCAGCCAGGCUGCCUACCUGGCCUUGAAGGUGAUCCUUGUUUGCUUUGAACGCCAACUGGACAGCCAGUGGUACUGGCUGAGCCUCCAAGUCAAAGAGAUGGCACUGCGGAAGGUGGGAGGGCUGGCCCUGUGGGAUUUCCUCGACUUUAUCGUACGAACACGGAUCCCUAUCUUUGUGCUCCUUCGGCCCUUCAUCCAGUGCAAGCUGCUGGCCCAGCCUGCCGAGAACCACGAGGAGCUGACUGCCCGACAGCACAUCGCCGACCAGCUGGAGAGACGGUUCAUACCGCGCCCGCUCUGCAAGAGCUCCCUCAUUGCCGAAUUCAAUAGCGAGCUGAAGAUCCUGAAGGAAGCAGUGCACAGCGGGUCUGCUUACCAAGGGAAGACAUCUGUCAGCACCGUGGGCACCUCCACCUCCGCUUACCGCCUGAGCCUGGCCACCAUGUCCCGCUCCAACACCGGCACUGGCACGGUCUGGGAGCAGGACAGCGAGCCUUCCCAGCAGGCCUCGCAGGACACGCUGAGCCGCACAGAUGAGGAGGAUGAAGAAAAUGACUCCUUGAGCAUGCCUAGUGUGGUAAGUGAACAAGAAGCAUACCUUAUGGGUGCCAUUGGGAGGAGGCGGUUCUCCAGCCAUCUCUCCAGCGUGUCUGCACCUCAGGCUGAGGUGGGCAUGUUACCCAGCCAAAGUGAACCUAAUGUCCUCGAUGACUCCCCGAGCCUGGCCACUGAGGGCAGCCUCUCUAGGGUGGCAAGCGUGCAGAGCGAGCCAGGACAGCAGAACCUUCUUCUGCAGCAGCCGCUGGGGCGGAAGAGAGGCUUACGGCAGCUUCGACGACCGCUGCUGUCACGUCAGAAAACUCAAACCGAACCUCGUAGCCGUCAUGGAGCUCGACUUUCAACCACGCGGCGGAGCAUCCAGCCAAAACCAAAACCUAGCGCGGAGCAGAAGCGGUCGGUGACUUUCACUGAAGCCCAGCCUGAGGCAACAACAGCCUCCCCCGGGGACCUGUCGGCUCCAGCAGCCCAACAGCCGGGCUGCAGCCGCAGCAGCCCCCAAGCAACCAGCAAGCAAGAACCGCAGAGUAAACCUGUGCUGACUUCCUCACCUGCCAUCGUUGUAGCUGAUCUCCAUAGCCAGACCACUGACCAGAGCGAGGCACUUUCUGCCGAGAAGGAGAAGGAAAAAGAGGAGGGCUUGGAGUCCCGGCCAACAACAGCACAAAGCACCCCCCGCACACAGCUCUCUGACACCGAGGACUACGCUGGCCUCGAGACCACCAGCUUGCUGCAGCACGGGGACACUGUCCUUCACAUCAGUGAGGACAACGGGAUGGAGAACCCCUUGCUGGCCACUCACUUCAGCUUCACGCAUGUGGAGCUUGGGGAGACUGACGUCGAUCUAGAUGAAUCUCACGUUUAA